Botrytis cinerea B05.10 is the source of this 4137-nucleotide messenger RNA. RefSeq lists its product as hypothetical. The transcript is spliced from 5 exons. Gene Ontology annotation, molecular function: GTPase activity; microtubule binding; GTP binding. Gene Ontology annotation, cellular component: membrane; microtubule; cytoplasm. The record is from RefSeq and is a predicted model, not a curated record. The coding region runs from base 330 to 3266 and encodes 978 amino acids. Lineage: Eukaryota; Fungi; Ascomycota; Leotiomycetes; Helotiales; Sclerotiniaceae.
GGUAUACACUUCCAACUUGCUACCUUGCAACGAUCAUCUCUCGCAUUUUCCAGUGCGGAGAGGUUCUGUUGAUUGACUCCGAGUUGGAACGAUCUUAAGUCCUAUGGAACAGUCUUCUACCUUUGUUUAGCAAUCAAGAUUCCAUUUAAACCUUCUAGCUCUUGCUAUUCCACGGUAAGCCAUCCCUUCUUUUGAUCUUCGCAUGUAUGAGAUACCGCACCGACCGAUCUUGAAACUUCUUAAGCCUCCAAGUUUAUUGAACUCUGCAGUCGCUGAUACAUAAUUGGCGCAGAAAAAUACUAGCAAAAUUCAUAUAACCCAUUCUCGUCAUGGCUUUCCGGGGCACAAGAAAGCAGAGGGAAGACUUCACUUCAACGAAUGGCCAAUUGUCAAGUUCCUCACGCAUCAAAAUCCCAGUAGGUCCCCGGGCAGUCAAGAAGGAACCAUCACAUAGACCGGCCACUGGAAAUCUACAAGGCUCAGUAGAAUCUCAAGAUCAAUCCGAACAACCCGACUCUGGUCCGGCUCGCCAUUUUGACAACAGAUACUCACCCAAUUCCUACUACCUCGCCGAUAACAACUGUAGAAGCGAAUCUGCUACUAUCAAUAUGGAGAACGGCGAUGGUAUCAAGAGAAUAGGCGAACUUGCCCAGAGACUUAUCGACCAUAUCAAUGAGAUGCGAAAAUUUAAUCUUGAGCAUGUUGCCAGCCUUCCAAAGCUCAUACUUAUUGGAGAUCAGAGUGCUGGAAAGUCAUCAUUGAUGUGUGCUUUGGCAGGAAUACAUGUACCUCGCGACAAAGGCUGUUGCACUAGAUGUCCUGCCAACAUAAUUACAACACCAUCGGCAGAUUGGUCAUGCACCAUCUCACUCGUACAGGAUUAUAGGUAUGCCGCGCAAAUGGGACGGCCAGUGACAAUUAAGGACAUAAAUACAACCCAACCAUUUCCACCUUGGAUUAAGCAAGAUCAGGUCCAAACUGAGUUUGCUAGACUCACAGAUAAGUCACAACUGGCGGAAUACAUGAGAUGGGCUCAAAUUGCUCUACUCAACCAUGACCGGGAUUACAAGCAGUUUAUACCUGGCACCGGAGAAAGAGCUCUAGCAGGCAACACUGAUAUAGAAGCGAAGAUCACACCGAAUGUUGUUGAAGUCAAGAUUUAUGGACCUCAACUUCCUGCUCUUUCAUUCUUCGAUUUGCCUGGUAUUAUUUCCAAUAUGCCAAAUCCAGAAGAGAAAUACUUGGUGGAUGUUUUUGAAAACCUUGCAAUAGAGUACAUUAAGCAAGAAAAUACUUUGAUCAUAUUUGCCAUGAGCAUGACUGUCGACCCGGUCUUAUCUAGAGCCAAAAGGGUUAUCGAAGAUUUGAACGCCACAGGCCGCUGUGUGGGAGUAUUAACAAAACCAGACACUCUCUCAGACAGGACAGGCAACACAGAUUUCGAGAACAUUCUAAGUGGAAAGGAACAUCGACUGGGACAUGGCUGGCUGGUUACCAAACAACCUGGCCCAGAAUUUGACGCAGGGGAAUCGGAUUAUCAUAAAACAGCUCGCCAAGAAGAGGAAAAAUUCUUUGCAGAUGAUAAACUGUGGAAUGGUCCAUGGUCUAAUUUUCGGAACAGAUGUGGUACUAAUCGAAUUCAAAAUGUACUUUCUGAACUCCUCGUGACUUCGAUUAAGAAAGACAUUCCUAAAAUACAAAAGAAACUUAGCGCGCAUAGAGCUAAGAUCGAUGAAAAUCUCCGGAAGCUUCCAGAGUUGCCGAGCCAAAACGUCCAACUUGAGGUUCAGAGAUUAUUGCAUAAUUUCAGCCAAGAAGUAAAGAGACUUAUGACCAGUGAACAUACCGAGACCAGUUUCCAUGGGGAUUGGACUAAGCUUUCGUGCCAAUUCCACGAUUUAUUGAUACAUAUUAAGCCAUUGAUCGGUUGCUCGCAUAAAUCGGACACACAAAAGAUCCCUGUCAUUAAUCUUGACAAGAGUGAUGAUGAUGAAGAAACUACAUUUGUUGAUGUACCUGAUACAUCUGGUAGGAGGCGCAGAUUCCAAGAUAUAAGUAGUGAUGUUGUCCCCCAGCCAACAUUUAAAGCAGAAAACUCGACCCCUGAAACAUCCAGACCAAGACCGAUACUCAAUGCCAGAGGUCCAUCAAACCCUUUCCGAGGAACCGUCUUCGAGAAAUACACGGAGCUUGGUCGAAACUUUGCGAACAUUGGCGAAAUUCAAAACAGAAUGCAGAAUAGUAGCUAUGGCCUACCAGAUGUAGUGGAUCCUAGGAUUCACCGAUUCUAUUGUCAGAAAGCUGUGAGCAGGUGGAAAGGGCCCUACCAAGCAGUCCUUCAUGCUGCUAUGAGUUUACUACGUUCAUCUGUGCAAAGUAUUCUCGAGAAGCAUCUAGGUAUUUAUCGACAGACAUUCCUAUUCAAGAAGUCGACAGAAACCAUUCGUGAAUGGCUUGACAAGCUUUGUGCACAGCAGCUCCAAACACUUGAAGAUAUAUACCAAACGGAAAGUUUCGCUCCAUUCACUUUGAAUGAAAAGGGUAUUAACGAGAACAAGAAGGCUGAGCUAGAGAAGUUGCAACAAUCUCGUCACAAGAACCGUGCCAGUUGUUUUGUUGACAAACAAUUAGCCACAAAUCCCAAGAAGAUUAAAGCGGAAAAAUUUACUCCCGAAUAUCACAACGCGAGAAAGGUCCUCGUAAGUCAGGUCACCCCGGAACAAUUGGGUAGAGAUGAAUUUGCCGUUCAAAUCGAUGUCGCAGCUUAUGUUCGAGGAUAUUACAUUGUUGCAGCGAAUAGAUUUGCGGAUAGUGUGUGUCUCAGCCUAAAAAACCGUCUAUUUCGCCAUGUCCAUGAAGAAGUCGAGAACUAUAUUGAAACUCAAUUGGCUACCAAUCAUCCUGAUAAUGGCAUUAGCAACAGUCAAAAUCUAAUGCAGGAAGACAACGAUGUGGCCGAGAAUCGUCGCAAGCUAUACAAAGAUAAGAAGAAUCUUACAGAUUUUGAAGAGCGAUUCAUGGAACUUGUUGCGGACUGCAAUAGCCCUGAAGUUGAUGGGUACAAUGAUCCAUGUCUUGUAUCCCCAGAAGAAGCUAAUCGUUCAGAAACCCCAGAAAAUGAGCAGCUCAGAUAUCGCGGACAAAGCCCUGUUGAGGAAAUGUUAAACCGACGCCGUGGCGUGUACAACUAUGAUAAUGAGAUGCGACAAGCUCAGAAUAGAGGCACAAACUAUGUCAAUGGUUCACCAGAGAUUGAUGAAGUUUGAAUAUGUGGAGGUCUAACCUGUUACUUGUCUACAACUUUUCCAUUUUGAGACCUCGAUCUUCUGCCGUAUGCUGUCAAUACCUCACUUCACUUCGUUUACCAACUAUUCAGUUUCAUAUCUACUUUCCACUUGCGGCCUGCGCUGUCUGUUCUAGUACUUUUGCUUAUUCGACAACUUCUUCGUCAUCCCAAGAUAGACGGAGAUGAUCUAGCAACCGAUCAGCUAACUAAUUACUGACUGCACGACUUUCUUCUUCGCCACAACUUUCCUAGCUUUUUCUUUUACAGCUACCUGGUCUCCAGUCCGUACAAUCUCUCAUCAACAAACUUGGAAGGAGGCACAAUUCCAGUUCACCACACCUUACUUUACGACAUCCACCACUUGUAGUCUUUCUCGUCAGAAGGACUAGAUCGAUGUAUUGGUCUCAAUUCAAUCGCUCGCACAUGUACCACUACAUCUGUCAAUACUAACUCCCAAAAUGCGCUUCCUAAAUACACAUGUUUUUUCUUUCUCAUUUUUGUAACGUUCUAUUUGUACCUUUUAACGCUACUUCCGUGAAGAAUGAAAGAAGUGCGCGAAGUGGUGGAAAAUUGAGGAAUUCUAUGUACUUGAUUUUAAUAAUGAACGGAAGGGAAGGGAUGGAGAUGGAGAUGGAGAUGGAGGAUAAAUUGCAAAAAUAAAUGUACCUGUCUGUCCCUAAACGAUAGAGCAGAUGAAAUGGCUGGAAUGGAGAAACGAGGGGAAAAAUUUGCGGAAAUAAAUGUACCUUAUUUCAUCUUACUUGAGUUUCGUCUGUCUCUAAAUUGAAAGAAUGGAAGAAUGGAAGAAAGAAUGAAUGAAUGAAUGAAUGAAUAAUUGAAUGAUUAGAUAC